This is a messenger RNA of Elgaria multicarinata webbii, 7896 nucleotides long. It is a transcript of the gene NES, whose product is annotated as nestin. Bases 5 to 5335 code for a protein of 1776 amino acids. Gene Ontology annotation, cellular component: intermediate filament. Gene Ontology annotation, biological process: positive regulation of intermediate filament depolymerization. Lineage: Eukaryota; Metazoa; Chordata; Lepidosauria; Squamata; Anguidae. The transcript is spliced from 4 exons. Gene Ontology annotation, molecular function: CCR5 chemokine receptor binding; intermediate filament binding. The record is from RefSeq and is a predicted model, not a curated record.
CGCCAUGGAGAGCUUGCUGGGGUCGCGGCCCGCGGGGGGCGAGGAGCCGCUGCAGAUGUGGCAGCUCAACCAGCGCCUGGAGGCGUACCUGGCCCGGGUGCAGCACCUGGAGGACGAGAACGAGCUGCUGCGGGCCGAGGCGCAGAGCCUGAGCGCCCGGCCGGCCGAGGGCUCGUGGCGCGGCCAGUGCGAGGCCGAGGUGGGCGCGCUGCGCGCCGCGCUGGCCCGGGCCGCGCGCGACCACGGCGCCGCCGAGCUGGCCCGCGACGGCCUCCGCCAGCAGGCGCAGCAGCUGGGCGCCCGCUGCCAGCGCGAGCGGGCGGCGCGCGACCAGGCGGCGGGGCUGCUGGCGCGCGGCGAGAAGCAGCUGCAGGACGAGCGGCGCGCCCAGCUGUGGCUGCGCCAGCAGGCCGGGCAGCUGCAGGCCGAGCUGGAGGCGCUGGCCCGCGCGCACCGCGACGAGCUGGCCGGGCUGCAGCGCCAGCAGCGGGACGCGCCCCCGCCGCCCGCCCGCGCCCUCGCCCGCGCCCGCGCCCCGCCGCUCGAGCUGGAGGACUACGCGCAGCGGCUGGCCAGCCUGUGCCAGGGCGCCGUGGACACCUACCAGGGCGAGCUGGCCCAGCUGGAGGCCGCCCUGCGCCAGGCCGGCGAGAGCCUCCGGAAGGCCGGCGAGGGCAACCGGCGCAGCCAGCGGCAGCUGCAGCAGCUGGAGAGCGAGCUGGCCGGGCUCCGCGGGCGCAAGGAGGCGCUGCAGGAGAGCCUCGCCCAGCAGGGGCAGCAGCAGCACGGCGAAGCCCAGAAGCUGCAGCUGGCCAUGGAGUCUCUGGAGGAGGAGAAGCAGUCCUUGAGGGUCCAGAUCGCUCAAGUCCUGGAAGACCGGCAGCAGCUGAUGCAUCUAAAAAUGUCCCUCAGCCUUGAAGUGGCCACAUACAGGACACUUCUGGAGGCGGAGAGUACGAGGCUGCAGAUGCCACUGACAGACUUCAAACUAACCAGUGGCUUCAGAGAUGCGAAAUUGGAAGCAAGUAACAGUAAACUCCAAGCAGUUUCACUAGACAGAGGGUAUUCGGGCUCCCGAGAUCUCAGGCCAAGUCCUACUACCUUCUUGAAGGGAAAUACAAAGUCUCGGUUACUCAAGAAAGAGGCGGAGUCCUACACGGCAAAUCUUGCUUCCAAGAGCAGAAGCCCUGUGGCUAGAGAGUUCCAGAAAGCCAACACAGUCCUUCAGUCCCAAUCGCCAAACAUUUUUGAUGUGGCGCUGCCUUGGAAGGAUGUCCCAGCUUUUCUCAAUGCAGAUGCUUUUAAGGUGGACUCAUCCCAGCAAAAUAAGGUGAUAGCGGCCACCAAAAUAGAAACGGUUUCCCAGUCGUUCUUCCAGGAAUCUCCCCCCAAGUUCAGCUCCAUCAGUCCCAUUGUUCCAGAUGUCUCAGGCGAGUCUGACUCAAGCACCGAGCAAAAAUGCCAGAAAGAAAGUGAAGGCAGAGGUGGAACUGCAACCAAAAUGGAAACAGAGCAGACCGAGGAGAAGGGAGAAUUGUAUGAGGAAGUGGAGGAGGAGGAAGAGAAGCAGCCCAUUGACGAACCACCAGGAAAGACCACAACCCACAAUGUGCCUUAUCCCACUCAGCUGGUCACAGAAGCUUUAGAAAUUGCAAUAAAAGAAGUUAACGGGAGAGAUAUUCACUUUGAAUCCAGCUUGCUCAACAUGACUGAAACCGAAAAUGGCAUUCCUUCUGACAACUCUUCAUCCAUGGAAGAGGAAAAUGGAGACACUUCUUCGCCAAGCACUGGGGUGUUAGAAGGACCAACACAGAAGGUGCAGAAAGAUCACAUGGGAGACGGUCAACCAACAGAUCAAUUGGAUGACAUGAAUGGUGACCAUGAAGCCUGCGUUGAGCAGCCAGAACAAGAGGCAGAGGUUUGGGUGCACAAAGACCAAAUAGAAGAUGGUCAACCAACAGACCAACUGGAGGAUAUCAAAGGCUUUGAAGACUCUAUUGAGGUUAAUGGUGGCCAUGAGGUUUAUGCUAAGCAGCAAGAACUAGAGGCAGAGGUCUGGGUGUCUCUGGAUGCAGCACCCCUAGAAACAGGAUUGCCAGAGGAAGGAAGAAACAGGGAAGAAAUUCCAGUUGAUCAUCCGGUCAUUGGAGAUAUUGAGAGUUACAAAGAAACAACUUCUCUAGCAAACAAUGAGGGUGAUGAUGACAAGCAGCCAUCUGCAUUACAGAGCACAGAGCAGAGUGACGACUCAGAAAAUGUUUCCGAAUUCACAGAAUCAGUAAGUCAACUGGACAAAGCUGCAGCUGCCAUUGUGAAGGGUGAAAAGGAGAGCUGGGAGCCUGGCACCAGCCGUUGUGAUGAUGACCAUGCAGGUGCCACAGGAGGACACUUGGAGGAAAUGGAUGGAGGGAUAGAGGACCUUGAGGUGAUGAGCACAGAAGCGCUGCAUUUGUCAGAGGAUGAGGAGAGGAAAGAGCUCUGGAGUCCUUCCAGGGAGAAUGAAGAGGAUGAUUUGCAGGCAGAGGUGCUGGAAAGUGAGCAACUGCAGGCAGAAAGAGGAUUCACCAUUGAAAAUUUGUCACCGAUUAGCCACACAACUUUGUCUGCAGAAAGUUGCCAAGAGCACCUCUUUCUUCAGAUGGGGCAGGAGAAGCUUGAGGAACAAGAAACACUGCUUUGCAAGACAGAUUCUGCCUUGCUAGAGGAAGACGGGAAACAGAUGGUCUUGGAACCUGAGGUCUUCAGUGUGGAAGAGGCCAUCUCAUUAGAUGAAAACUCUGCAAGGGAACAAGAAAAUACCCUGGCAGAUGAGCCAUGGGCUAUGGGAAGCAGGGGCGCUGAGGAAGAGGAUGGGGGGAAGGGGAGAGAGGGCGUUUCCAGACACGAAGAAGAGAAUAUUAUGGGAAAUGAGGAUACACUAGAGAAUGGAGGUUUUCCGGACCUGGAGACAGUCAGCUCACACGAUGAUACCUGUGAGCCCAAAAUCGUCUUGCAAUGUGAGAAUGUGGAGAAUGUUCUGGGUCAAGAAAUCUCUAAAGGAGAGCAAACACAAGGAACAGGAGAGCCAUCUGAAGGACAGGUGCUGAUGGAGCAAAGGAUGGAUGAUGAUGAUGAUGAUGGUGGUCCUCCUGAGGCUGAUGGUGAUAUCCCGAAAGGAGAAGAUUUGCUCAUAGGCACAGAAGCAACAGUGACUGAAGGUGAAGAGACAAUGGGCACUCUGGAGAUGGAAGAAAUAGCAGGCCACAUCAGCACUAAUAUCCUGCAGGAUGAAGGUGAGCCACCCCAGUGUGCUGAAGACAAACAGUUCAGGACUGAUGCACACCAGGCCGAAGAAGAGCAAGUUAUUAUUGCUGAAAAAGAAGAAGAACCCCUCCAAAGUCGACAUACAACACACCUUGGACAAAGCCCUGUCCACGAUAUCAGCAAAGAAUUAGAGGCUCUCUCAGAAGCAUUGCACGACACUACCAAUGAGGUUGACGUCAAGGACUACUCUGAUAUAAGCUACCAUCAGACACACAGUGAUAAUUCUGGAUCUGAGGAUUCCCUCGAAUCUUUAGAUACUUCCCCAAAUGCCACCUGUGAGACAGAUGGAAUUGAAAAGGUGCUAGAAAGCCGCAAGCACAUUACACUUGAGGAAACGUUGCCCGAUCACACACCCUUGCACAUGUAUGAUGGGCAGAUGGUGGCUGUGACAGGGAAUUCCCAGCCACGUCAAGAGAGCCAAGAGGCUGCAGAGGUGGUUCUUUUAACCAAAGAUAGCACUGUGUCAUUAGAGGACACACAACAAGUGUUUGAGGAAGACAGUUCAAGCCAUCCUCCAGCAAAAGAAAAUGACAAUGAACAGAAGGGGGCAAAAGCAGAAAGAGGUUGCAAUGCAGAGGCUGCUCCCAGCCAAGACACCCCCAGCUCAGAAGAGCCUCCAACCUCAAAAGACUUAGAAGAAACUAAGACAGAAGCAUCAGAACUCACCGGAGAUCACGAAGAACUACACACCACACUACCUGAGAGCUCAAGCGAGGAAGAGGGUUCCACCCAGUAUCCCGUGCAGUUGGAUGUGGAAACCGACAAAGAGUCUGUGGAAACCUCCCAACAAGGAAAUGGGGUGGAAAAAGAACCCAGCUUCAUAGAACAGAUCCAGGAAGAAGAAGGUGGCACUGAUUCCGCUUGGGAGUCAGAGAAGGACAAUGUUUUCCCAGCAGAUCCGUUUGAUCCCAGCAACACGGAGGAAGGUGUUCUUGUGGGAAACAAUGGUCCAGUGGAAUUUAGUGACCAAGGUCAUAUAGAAGCAGAAGGCUCUCACAAGGUUUCCCCUCUCACCAGUGUUGCCGACUUGGGAGAAAUCAUAUUGGAAGAAGAAGUAUCUCCGGGUGAUGAAAGAGGUGUUGCAGGAUCCGAAGUUUUGGCAUCCUGUGAGGAUGAGAGUUUGCCACAUGUCCACGAAUCCCAACAAACCUCUGACCUAGAAAGCUGUGGAAUUGAAGAUCACACUCAGCAAGAAGACCUGUCAGGCCCUGAUUCAAGCAGCAAGGGUUUCCCAGAUCCUUCGCCAGAGGCAGUUGUGCGUAUUUCUGUAGAUAGUAUGAAAGACUCUGAUAUACUGGAAAUUGUAGAACAAGCCCUAGAGUUUAACCAAGAGCUGAUCAAGGCAUCUGAGCAGCAUGUUGAGGCUGAGAUGACGCCAACAGGAGGAGAUGUGCAACAUUCUCCAGAAGACAAGAGUCAUUAUGCUUCUAUUACAUCACCGGACGUAGGUGAAACCCAGAUUUUGACAGAGACUCCAGAGUCCUCUUCCCCCAGUGCUAAAGACCCAACAGGAUCCAGUCAUCUGGGGGUCGAAACUAAUGCUAAUGGGCUGCAGCAAGAUCCUAGCUUAGCAGAUUUCACUGAGGAGAUACUGAAUGGCAUUGAACACCUCCAUCCUAGCAACAUGGAGCUUGACGUUGGUACUCCCAGAGAGGAAUCAAUCAAGAAGGUCACUGUCACUCAACAGUUCCACAAAGAGGAGACGGAUGACCUCUCCAUGGUGGAGACCGUAGGCCAGAGUCCAUCUCAGACACCAUCCACUGAAGAGGUGCCAAAACCUGGAGAAGUCAUUUCUGAAAUUCAUGAGAAGCCUUUUCUGGACCAAAAAGAGCUGGAGUCCCUGGAUGCGAAUGAGAGCAUAUUUGCUGAGAUAAUGCAGACUGCUUGUGUGAAAGGAGGAAAAGGCACUGAGCUGGAGGCAAUUCCUGUCUCACCACAUUUUGGAGGCGAGGUACUUUGCCUGGAGACCAGCCAACACCUGAAGUUCCAGCAAGAAGCUGAAGAAGAACUGUGGUCUUCAGAAGACAACUGAAGCAUUAUUUCCCAACAGUUAACUCUUACCUGAGGCAAACAAGAUCAUUACUGGCAAAUGGGGUCAAUUUUUUCACCUCCACAAUCUCCCUCCUCCUUUUCUAGCUGCCCUCCUCCCAAAUGAAAAUUUAAAGUAGGCAGUCAAAUUGACAAUCAAAAGGUUUGAUUAGAUAGCAUAUUUACCCCUUUAACACUUUGUGGUAGUGAUAUUUUUUUAACAAGUUUGUUUAAAAGAGCAUUCAAGUCCAGUGCCUUGUAGGAUGUAGUAAGAUAGCAUCAGGGUUGGGGCUUUAAUUAGAGACGAUCAUAUUCUCCUUAAGUGCAGCCAGUUAUUUGGGAGAGUGGAGAGUAAAAGAUCUUGCAUUGCCUCUGCUGCUGGCUACGUCCACGGAGCAAAUGGGUUGGUGAGACGCAUCCAGGUCUCCUUCAUGUUAGCAUCCUAAAUCCUUUUACACUGGCAUCCUAAAUCCUGGCUGUUGCCUGAAAUAUCAACAGAAGGCCAUGUUUGGGAGGGCAAAAACAACAACCACGUACAUAUAAUUUUUAGUAUUUUGUGGCCAGCACAGCAACUCUUAAAACUGGGUUUUAGAAGAUCAUCCCAUCACCAUGGAUCGAGGAUUGCCUUGUCUUGAUUGUGUAGCAUCUUUCUCUUGCUUGUGGAGCCUGGAAAAUACAGUUGUGCACGGAAGAAUCUUUCUCUGAAGUUACAGGAACAAACCGCAGCACUUGCCAGAAAUUUAAUGCUGGGGGGGGGAGAGGUGGGGGGGAGGAAACCUUGUUUGCCCCAUUUCCCUAAUGGCAGUCAGUUCUCCCAAGUCUCUUAAAAGUCAACUGGGUUCAGAAAUGGACUAGACCAGCUGACACAAAGCUUCUGAUCUAGUCAAUUUCGCUCCUAAAGAAGGCAAAUGAAAAGCAUAAGGAGACAGGUUUGGAACUGAAGACCGUUGGCAAUUAAAACUGAGAUUGACUCUAGAGCAGUCUGAAAGUUCCCAGUAUCAAUGUGAAAUAAUGAAGUUACCCGUCCCCAUCUCUCUUUUAGCCUACUUUUGCUGAGAUAAUUUUUCAGACUUCCUAAUCCACUUUCUGUUUUUGUGUGUGUGUGUGUGUGUGUGUGUGUGUGUGUGUGUGUGCCCGCCCCAUGUGCAGCUUUCCACUUGUUUUUAAGAGCGACAAUUUUAAGAACUCAUAAAAUUUGUCUCACUGCUCUUAAAUAUUUCUGUUGGUGUAAAAUUGAGUCUCAAAGUCCAUAUGGGUGACUUUGGGCUGAGAUCACAUUUGGGACACCCACUCUAAAUACUUGGAGGACAAUCUGCUGCGAAGUUCCGCUCAGAGGAACCCUGAAGGGUACGUGCCCCAUGGAUCUCACUCCCUGACCACAAAGGCCAGGUGACUUAUAGCACCGUACUUGCAAUAAUAUCUCUCCCCCCGCCCCCCGCAAUUAAUUUCAGUGGAGGUGGCAACUAUGCACAAUUCAUUUACUCUCUUCCGGAGACGGAGCCAUCAUCCGGCCACAUCAUGCUUGCCUAGAUUUCCACCUUCCCAGUUAUCCCAACGUUCUGCUGUUUCAUUGGGGACCGAUAGUGAUGGGGUUGGGGUGGACCCCAGGACUCAGAGCAGAGGCUGGAACAGGAUAGAAGAGAACAAGGCUUACUGCUGUAUUACGUGAUCUGAAAAAUUGCACCCAGCAUGCUCAGUGGCACUGCAAAGGAUUCUGGGAAGCACUGGCAGAUUACAGGCUGCAGUGGCUUCCUUGGUGCCACUCAGAAUAUCGGCACCACACGAGCCACUUGGUUUUGGCCCAGAACAGAAGCUUCAGGUGCAGGUCUGCUGAAAUGCCUCAGUGCCACUAAACUCACUGAGGGGAGGGGGGCACUUGGUAGGGGCAAUAAGUCCCAUAGCAGGUCCUAACGGAAGUCCAAGGAGCACUUCAGCUGGAUUUGCAGGCAUGUGGCUGAUGGGUUUCGCUGCUCCCUUGCUUGGAGUUGGGAAACUUUCCCAUCCUUGAAGCACAGGGAGGAAAGCCAACGAGAACUUUGGCACACAUUCAAACGCUGACGAAUCUGUGUCAGGCUCUCUAACCCGUUGACGGCUGUGGACAGGCUCUAGAUGGCCAGUUUUAUCUUCUGAGUGCCAGAUGCAAGUAGUGAAAUCAUGAAAUGUGAGUUCUGAGGACCAACAUCCAAUCUGAGGACAAAACAAAAAUCAACUGUGGGGCUUAGGCAGCAAAAUGUUGGUUUUGCUGUGAUAAUAUGGCAAAUGUCUCUAAACUUUGAGAUGCUGAAUCCAGCUCUGAUCCAGCCACGGCCCAGGAACAGAGAUGUUUGCAGGAGGCCCUGGGCAGAGCCAUCAAGAUGGCAGACAACAGUUUGGGGAGGGGACCUUUGAUGACCUUGAAAAGCUAAAAGGGCGAGGGUUUUAUGGUUAACAUACACUUGAUGUGUGGUACUUUUAAAUCUUAAUUUUUUCAGCAGUGCCUUCUUCAACAGAUCCAACAUGACAAACCAUCCGAAGCCUAUGACUGUGCCUCCUUUAUAAGCUAAUAAAGCAAUUUAUUUCCCACUA